Fimicolochytrium jonesii is the source of this 1406-nucleotide messenger RNA. RefSeq lists its product as uncharacterized. The transcript is spliced from 4 exons. Lineage: Eukaryota; Fungi; Chytridiomycota; Chytridiomycetes; Spizellomycetales; Powellomycetaceae. The coding region runs from base 102 to 1325 and encodes 407 amino acids. The record is from RefSeq and is a predicted model, not a curated record.
CCCGAAUGUGCUUCGGCCUGUAUAUAAAGAGAGGCCGGCGAGGUUCUUUCUUCUCGAAAAGAAACUGAGAGCCAUUCGAUAAACACCUACUGUACAACACCAUGUUCUUCGGCAAGAUAUCUCGACAAUCUCUAUUCCGUGCGGCGAUAUGGACUGGAUCCAUGGCGUUGGUAUGCGCGGUGCAACUCUCUCGGGAAGCUGACCGCGGCACGUCGCUGGAGGCUACGAGGUUUGCGGCAGCCGAUAUCAAUGGCGGUGUAUACUACGAGAUUGCAGAGGACAUCAAGGGCAAGGACUACGCGUAUACCGUCUACUCGAAGCUGACUGCCACCGAUUCCAACAAUGUAACAAAAUGGGAGUCCCAUUAUACGGAGGAAGCCUCGUCAUACACCACUCAACUGAUUACAGGCGAAGCCAAUUCCGAUGUGUAUGAAGUUGGAAUCGCUCCAGACUUCAUUGCCACUCGUCGCUUCGACGCCACCGAUGGCACGUUGCUCUACACACACCAUGUCAAGGGCAGUGCCUGCCCAUCCCCAGUGUAUGCCACCGGCGCCGCCGAUCCCCUGACCGGUGACUUUUAUCUUCUCGGCGUCUGCCAACCAACGUCGGAAACAGCCUCCGACGACGAUGGCAACUUCCUCUUCGUCCAGAUCAUCGACAAAAAGGGCAAGUUCGGCAAACGCCGACGCGUGAAAAACGUCCAAGCCGCACAAUCGUUUAUCUCUAUUGGGGGCUUCGAUGGCAAAGGCGAAGCUGCGACUAAGUCGGGCAGUAAGACACAGGUCGUGAUCUACGUCGCUGGCUAUAGGAACCAUAAGGGCAGGAAGGCCGGAGUCCCCUUCGUCGCCGCCUACAAGCCGCGCACGCUCGCUCAAAUCAGCCCCCCGCGGAAGAUCGACGAGCCCGCAUCCUACCCCUUCAUCUCAUCACUGGCUGUUCCGAUCGCGACGCGUGAACCCAUCGUCGCCCUCUCAUCGCCUUCGGACGGCGAUGGACUCCUCCUCCGCUCGAAAGCCUCGCUCAAAAGCGUCGUUGCAAACGUCACGAUCCCAUUUGCAGACGCCAAAAUCCUAGCCGGGAAAACCGCGCUUUACGUGUGCGGCACCCCACACCAGUCACAAGGGCCCGUCGAGCUGCAGGUGCGCCAUGUGGAGACAUUGGAGCUUUGGACGAGCGUCAAAUUGGACGGAUCUACCUACUGCGAGUUUUUGCAGCUGGCUGAAGGCGAUGGAGCCAGUUGCGGGGACGAGGGCGACUACAUCACCGUGAGCGCGAGAUAUAAGGGGUCAGAGGAAAGGCUUACCACUUACUAUUGCGAAGGAUGAGACUGGGCAAAUAGAUGGGAUUAGUGACCAACGUUGGAGGAUGUAGUAUAAUUCCGUGAGGAGAUGUGGUUAGGAUGCGGG